UAUUAAUUAAAAUACAAUGUUUAAACAUAGAAGAACCACUAAGAUUCCCAAAAUCUUUUAUACUGUUAUUCCAUUUUUAAAGCUUACAAAAUUGUCAGCAUAACAACAUUGGUUCAGUGACUAAAUACAGUCUAGAUAACUCGUAUGCUAAUUCAGUAUAGCAGCCACGCAUGUGAAUCCGCGGGCUAUUCCUAGCUAUCUAUGUCUCUCGUCUCGUCUCGAGAUCCCUACUAAUAUUCUUAAUGCGAAAGUGUGUCUAUUUUCUGUUUCAUUUCUUACAUUCACGUCACAAUGGAGAGAUUAUUAUGGUAUAAUUUUAUGGAGAAGGCAAGAGACGGGCUAUUUCUUACCACGAGAUAUAAUUCUAAUAACGAUGAGGCACAGGGUGUCAAUGGUUAAAUGGCCCCUGAGAAAUUUAUCUGUAAGACAAUUCAACACAGCAUCCGCUGAUAAACAAGCGAACGAUGGGAGUGAAAUAGGUUUACGAGGUCAAUGUCCAAUUCAGAGCCAGCGCGCUAGAUCAACACACGCAGUUGCUACACCUGCGUUUGAGACUCUAACUCCCUCUGUGAGGAGUUGGGAGGAGGUACCCGGCCCAAAACCCUUGCCUCUAUUGGGAAACACGUGGCGUUUCAUACCGUAUAUUGGUGGAUAUUCAGUAGAACAUGUAGACAAGGUGUGCAUGUCCCUUCGCCAGCAAUAUGGCAAAUGCGUCAAGAUGGCCGGCCUCCUGGGCCGACCUGACAUGCUAUUCGUGUUUGAUGCUAGCGAGGUGGAAAGGGUCUUCCGUGGAGAAGACUCAGCGCCACAUAGACCUUCAAUGCCAUCAUUGAAUUACUACAAGCACAAAUUGAGGAAAGACUUUUUUGGCGCCGAAAAAGAUUGCGCGGGAGUUAUUGCAGUACAUGGCGAUUCAUGGGCUGCUUUUCGUACCAAAGUGUCGCGUGUGGCACUCAGCACGGGUGCUGCAGCACAGUAUACUGAGCAAGUUGCUGAGGUGGCUGACUGUUUUAUAAAAAGAAUACGCGAAAUACUGGACGCAAAUCAAGAGACCCCAAAAGAUUUUCUAAAUGAAAUUCACAAAUGGUCCCUAGAAUCCCUUGGCCUCAUAGCCCUAGAUACGCGUCUAGGCUGCUUCCAAUCCCGCGAAGGGUCAGAUAGUCAGCGACUAAUAGAUGCCGUUCAUACGUUUUUCCUGUGCGUGGGCGAGCUGGAGCUGCGAGCGCCCUGGUGGAGGGUCUACCCGACCGCCAUGUUCCGCAGAUAUGUGGCUGCACUUGAUACUAUAUUAGGUGUAACAAUGAGCCACGUAGAAAAGGCGUUGAAUUCAUGUGAUGAAAGCAACAAGUCCCUCUUACAAGAUCUGGUGAGCGCGGCUGGCACGAGGGUGGCCGCGGUCGCCGCUCUUGAUAUGUUUCUUGUUGGAAUUGAUACGACGUCCAACGCGGUAGCUUCUACUCUAUAUCAAUUGUCAAUGCGGCCACAAAUACAAGAUAGGUUAUACGAAGAAAUAACUAAUGUUUUGCAAGGCAGGUCGCUGAAAGCCGGUGAUAUUAACCAAAUGCCGUAUUUAAAAGCAUGUAUUAAAGAAGUUUUAAGAUUAUAUCCAGUUGUAAUUGGAAAUGGCAGGCAAUUAACUAAAGACACUGUUAUAUGUGGAUACAAAAUACCAAAAGGCACUCAAGUAAUCUUCCAACACUACGUAAUGGGUAACAGCGAAGAGUAUUUUACGAACGCUAAAGAGUUCGAGCCAGAACGCUGGUUGCAGCGGUCGUCUUUUAAGCACCCGUUUGCAUCUCUGCCAUUUGGUUUUGGUAAACGUAUGUGUUUGGGGCGCAGGUUCGCGGAGCUUGAAAUGCAUGUAAUGAUCUGUAAGAUGGUGCAGACUUUCAAAAUGGAAUAUCAUCAUGACCCAUUGGAUUAUCACAUUCACCCUAUGUACACUCCUAAUGGCCCACUGCGAAUUAAACUUAUUGAACGAUAAUCACUUAACGAAUUUAUUCAUUCAACUAAUGAAUCGUUAAUUCGUUUAAUGUACUUAAGUAAUGAAAAUGUUGUAUUUGUUAUUUCAUUAUAUGAAUUUUCAUAGCUUUAUAAGAUGUAGAUACUACAGUUAUUUUUGUAUGUUUAUUGUUUAAAAUAACUAGAUAAUAAUGCCCCUGAAUUUUAAUGUAAAAUUUUCGUACAUUAUCGGUUAUUUUCAUUGACAGAAGAAGCGAAACAGGAUAUAAUAAUAAAAGGAAGUUGUGAAACCGG
Molecule: messenger RNA, 2256 nt
Organism: Zerene cesonia (dogface butterfly)
Lineage: Eukaryota; Metazoa; Arthropoda; Insecta; Lepidoptera; Pieridae
Gene: CYP49A1
Product: probable cytochrome P450 49a1
Exons: 13
Coding region: 374-1984 (536 amino acids)
Molecular function (GO): monooxygenase activity; heme binding; iron ion binding
Source: RefSeq, a predicted model, not a curated record